GGCAGAGCUUCGGCAGAACCUCGCGCAGAACUUCGCGUCGCGCGAGCCCCGCUUACGAGACCGCUAAAAAUAUUUUGCUCCCCGUUUCCAAAAGCCCUGGUCUCCGAUGUGACUGCAGCCGAAAACAUCCUAGCCCCCACCGCAAGGCAGCUCCGCGGUGGAUCCUCUACGACCCGGUUCACGAGGCCCAGGUCAUCCAACGUCUGCUGUACUGGACUGCCAAUGGGACACUGAGUGGUCUGCGAGAGUGUUUGGGUGCUGCAGGUGUGUCUUCCGGUGUGAAAGUCGUGCGGUCUAUCGAAUCGUAUACUUCAGUGUGCAUCGCGAGCUUCGUCGCUGAUGCAGUGAGAACGCAAAGUUGUCCUCCAGGAAGUGGUUGCUGAUGCGCGUCGUUUGGUGAUGAUGGUGCAUCAGUUGCACGCUCCAUGUUCGAUCUAGUAUUGUUCAACGCCCGAUGACGUGAUCAAGAUUGCAGCAUGCAAGCACCAGAGGCACGCAGCUCCUGAGGUUCCUAUUAGGACCCGAGGCUCGCCGCAUAUCACGUUGGCAAGAGACAACUCUCCGGUUAUAUCAGUUUCUCGACCAAGAACAUCCGAGACAAUCCACUGCGCGAGGAAAACUUUGCUCGCGCGAAGGUCACGGACUCGUGAAUCACUGUAUUUUGCUGCGUGAGCGUUGCGUCAAGAGAAACGCAGCUCAGAACCUACUCUGUGCACCUGCAAGAAGAGCAGCUGUUGAGAGAGCGAUGUUGGAUUGUACCGAAGAGAAAAGUAUGUCACUCUUCUUGAGUCUGACCACCUGGUGAAGCGCAAGCGGUUCUUUUCCCGAACUUGGCGCCGCUGGUCGUGGAAAAGCAUUGCCGUCAAGAGGACACCUCAAGGUGUCCUUGUCCUUAGAGGUACUACACGGGUACUUUAGUGAACGAACACGCUGAGAUUUCUGUCUUCGAGAAUCGUCUUUUCGCCGAUUUUCAAGCAUCAUGCUCAAGACAACCUUCUGACUAGUGAAGCUCACGAGACUCAAACCCUCUGUACGAUCGCGUCACGUCUUUUCCUUUUUGCGCAUUGGCACAAUGACAGAAACUGACGGGAGCCAGCAGAAGAAACCUUACUCCAAGGGCAACGCGCGAGACAUCAAUUAUAUUUCCCGCUUCAUCGGUUCGCCCAGGAUUCCACAUGUGCACGUUUUCCAGGCCGAUACCCAGCACAGCUGUUUGCGACUAUGAGGUUUAAGUGACGUUCUGCUUGUGUGACGUUUAUCUGCCCACCAUUUGGGUUGGCGCCGUUUACGCCGUCAAACGACGAAAAACAGCCUUCCAACGUUAUACUGGGUUUGUUGCGUACUUUUUUUGCUGGAUCGUUCUUUUUUUGAUUGAAUUCCGGGUGGUGACGUCCAAGUGUGACUUCAGGGAUUACGGCGUGCAAGAAAGAAGUGAAAAGCAACCAUGAUUCCCCGCACGGCAAUAACGAUGAGCAAGAAAGAAGUGCUGGCACUUCUGGUGGUGUUUGUGGUGUACGUUGUCCUCGGCGGAGCCGUCUUCAUGGCGCUCGAGGGACCGACGGAAGAAGAGCUACGACUCGAGAUAACCGAGAUCAGGAGGAACUUCCACGAGAAGUUGUCGGUGAUUAGUCAUCCGAACCUGAGCAGUGCCGAGAUAACGGAGAUCAUCUUUAGGCUAGCGGAUGCUCGCAGCAAGAACCUCUUGGACGAAGAAGGCCGGGAUACCCACAUCAACUGGAACUUCUACAAUUCUUUCUUUUUCGCCAUCACUGUCGUCACUACCAUUGGGUACGGCCAUCUGGCCCCAUCCACCGUAUGGGGCCGCAUCUUCUGCGUGCUGUACGCCGUCGUGGGCGUCCCCAUGACGGGCAUCCUAUUGGCGGCCAUCGGCGACCACUUCUCCCGAGGCCUGGAGAGUGCCAGGAGACGCAACCGACAGCGGUCUGCUCUGGGAAAUCCCCACGUGAACGGUGGCAACUGGGGUGGGAACAGUGGUUCGCGUCUAGCCCUAGCGGGCAGUGCAGCGGCGUUCUUGCUGCCGUGGUUGGUGGUGUUUCUCUUGCUACCAGCGGCAGUGUUCAAGUUCAUCGAGGACUGGACUUAUCUCGAAGGACUUUACUACUGCUUCAUCACGCUGGCCACUAUCGGCUUCGGUGACUACGUUGCUGGCAACUUCGACGGCGACUACAUCUGGAUCUACAAGACUGGCGUCGUGCUGUGGAUCAUCUUCGGCCUGGGCUAUCUGGCCAUGAUUUUAAACUACAUUUCGAGGGCGAUGCGUUGCAAGCAGAUACGUCGGAUGGAGAACAGGCUCUCCACCAGCUUCCACAACACGCAGCAGAGGUUCGGUCAGCGACUGGACGAGAUUCAAAAGAUCCUACAGGACUUUUCCACAAAGCAGAAAUCGCACAAGCGGUCCAUCUGGAGGAACAAAAACGGCAAACAAGUUCCCAAGGACAUGAGCACCGAAAGCCUGCCCGUGCACGACAAGAACCACAACCGCGACGACCAAAUACAACGCCUGUUGACCCUCGUCGAGACCCUCAAGCGGGAGAGCACUCAGAACUUGAGCAGAACACGGCAACUCAUCGAGGAACACAACAGACGACUCUACGAAAUGCCAUACGUGCGCGAAGACUCCUGCUCCAGUGGCGGCCUCCCUCGGGGAGAAGCCGCACCUUCUAGGCGUCAUAGCCUCCCUGUUCUGCUGACUGACAGUGAACCGAGCACUCCGAACUACCUCCAAGUGAACAUGUGUCCGGCUCCCGCAAGGAGAAGUCACAUUGAGAUCCCAAACAAUUUUUAUAGUCCCCGCGCAUCAAUUCCAAUGUAUACUGGCGGCAGGUAUCAUGAAAUGGAUGCCUGCGACGACGUCUACGACGUCGAGAUCGCGAUAACGCGGCCGAUCGUCACGUUUGAUUUGGAUAGCAUGGACAGCACGACGAUAUGACAGUGGACUGUCACAAAUAACGGUUACCCUUGAUGGUUCGUCUGGGCCCUGAAGUCAUUCCAAGUCGGAAAAGAUGAAAAGUCGAGUGUCGUCUGCGAGCGACGAAGGCGUCGUCUGCUAGUUAUUUCGGAAUCACGAGCCAAUUGAGCUUCAGACCCGUGAUAGAUAAAAUCGGCCGGGCUGCGAGGCGUCUGUUACGAAUGUCGAGUGACUUCUUGUACGAAGCCGAGUGAAGUGCUGGAGUUCUGCACGAGCCGUGUGGUAUUUUACUCCACGCUGCGCUCGCAAAAAGCAUAUCCUUCACAUUGUACAGUUCCAUUACAGGUUAAUGUACAGGACAGAAGCCUGACAUUAUAAGCAUUCAUCUGUAAAUACGUCACUCUCACACCCACACCUUGUACUUUCUCAAUUAUAUUCAAAGCAGCACACAAAAAUAGGUUACCAGUAACGGAUUCUUUUUUUGUAAUUAAAAUAAACGCGCCCACGACCGUUAAGGCGCAAGACAUUACCGCGGGCCACUUUUCCUAGCACAGAUCAAGAAACGCUACAUACCCCCAUCGAGAACAGCUCGCAGAUGCGUCGUCAAGUCUCAGGGUUGUACAAACAAUGUGGUCACACUUGUUGUCUUCACACCUCCUGUGCCCAGAAGAUAUGACUGCGAUAUACAGUGACUGUGUACAAUACGUCCGAGAUUUAGACCAUUAUUUUAGUACCGCAUUUGUACAUACGUCCAAAUCAUGAUUGCACAUUGCGUUACAUUCACACCGAGUGCCUGGAAAUAUAUAUAUAUAUAUACACACCUGUGUGCGAUUCUCAACACUGCCCUCCAUUGCGUCCUUUUAGUUAGCACAGAGUGGGGCAGAAACAACCGUUGCCAAGUAGUGCCAAACAUCAAGGAAUGUUUUCCUUUUUCUUAAAAAACAAGAGGAAGAUGCCCCAUUUACUUUGCCACCUUGCGGACUGUUGAUUACGCUCUGUCCUUUUUAACAUUUUUUGUGAGUGUCACACGGAGGAGACAGCGAUCUCACUUUGUUAUGAAGGACCACUUUCUUUUUGGAUCGUGACAUUUUUGUAAAAAUAAACAUGUUUGACCUGUU
Ornithodoros turicata is the source of this 4047-nucleotide messenger RNA. RefSeq names its product potassium channel subfamily K member 4-like. Gene Ontology annotation, biological process: stabilization of membrane potential; potassium ion transmembrane transport. Gene Ontology annotation, molecular function: potassium ion leak channel activity; outward rectifier potassium channel activity. Gene Ontology annotation, cellular component: plasma membrane. Bases 1445 to 2950 code for a protein of 501 amino acids. The record is from RefSeq and is a predicted model, not a curated record. Lineage: Eukaryota; Metazoa; Arthropoda; Arachnida; Ixodida; Argasidae. The transcript has 6 exons.